CCCGCCCUAGCGGCCGAGCGCCUGUGCCAGCGGCUCCACCCGCAGUUCCUGCACAGCUGCGUUCCCGGCGGCAGGGCCAGGCGGGGCUCUGGGACAGGUGACACCGAGCGGGAUCCUCGGAUAACCACAGGCGGGCGGGGGCUGGGAGCUCUGCGGGCCGUAAGCCCGCGAGGCAGGAGGCGGAGGGGUCGUCUCGACUCGGACCCGAGUCGCCCGCCGCUGGUUUGCGCUCUUCCGGUUUCAAGAAUGGGGCGGGGCCUGUGCUGCACCGCCAGCCACUCUCGAGCAUGACGCCGCGGUGACGCCACGGCGCCUCUUCAGUGCCCCUUUCCGGGAUCCGCACUCUGGGUUGCGCGGCCAGCCAACCGCGCUCGCGUAUGCAAAUACAUGCAGGUCCCGCCUCCAGGCGCCGCCGGCGGGGUCCUCUGGCCAGGCUCUCAGGCCCGGAAGCCACUUGCAAUUCGCGCCCUGCCGCCAGGGGGCGCCAGAACGCUGCAGCCCCACGCAUGCCAGCCCUGGAGCGUUCGCGCGCCGGACGGCCGCAAAGCCUGCCCGGGCCCGGAGAGCUCUGCGUGAGGCCCCGGAAGAUCGUGUUUGCGGAUGAGCUGCGCCCUCGGGAGCCACUGCACCCAGAGAAGCAUCCCAGAGAUCUGGGACCCCGCCUCAACCCAGUACCUGACUACAAGCUUAAGUACCCACCAGUGACCAGCAGAAGGGACCGGAGCCGCUAUGCCGCAGUGUUCCAGGACCAGUAUGGAGAGUUCUCAGAGCUCCAGCGGGAGGUGGGGGCCACGCAGGCUAAGCUCCAGCAACUGGAGGCCCUGCUGCUGUCGCUGCCCUCACCACGAAGCCAGAAGGAGGCUCGCAUGGCAGCUCAUGUCAGGAGAGAGUUUGAGAAGAAGCGGGCGGAUCCUGGCUUCCUGGAUAAGCAGGCUCGCUGUAACUACCUGAAGGGUAAACUCAGGCACCUCAAGGCCCAGAUCCGCAAAUUUGAUGACCAAGAGGACAGCCACAGUGAGGACUCUGUGUACUUCUGAGUGUCCUGGAGAUGGUGGCUGGCUCCUCCUCCAAUAGGGAACCACACCAGUUCUUCCAGGGAAUAAACAUGGAUUAGACACCUA
Messenger RNA from Mus caroli (Ryukyu mouse), 1121 nucleotides. It is a transcript of the gene Ocel1, whose product is annotated as occludin/ELL domain containing 1. Gene Ontology annotation, biological process: bicellular tight junction assembly. Lineage: Eukaryota; Metazoa; Chordata; Mammalia; Rodentia; Muridae. Gene Ontology annotation, cellular component: bicellular tight junction; cytoplasmic vesicle; apical plasma membrane. The record is from RefSeq and is a predicted model, not a curated record.